AUGCGGCUCUCCCCCAUCGCCAUCCUCGCCGCCCUUUCCCAACUCGUCCUCGCCGACGUCAAAGUCACAGUCCCAGCAGCCGGCGCCUCAGUACCAGCCGGCUCAAUAACAGUAACAUGGACCGACUCUGGCGUCGCACCCGCAUUGUCAGCCCUCACGAGUUACACGAUCCAACUAGUCAUAGGAGGCAAUGAUGACAGCACACAAACACCCUUGAUCACGCUAGCGAAUGCCGCCUCCUUCUCAGCCGGAAGUUCAGUCACAGGGACGGUACCUGCUGGUGUGGCUGGCAGUACGACGAAUGGGUACUUCUUGAAGUUUACAAGUGUGGCUAGCGAGGGAGGCACAGUGAUAAAUUACUCCUCGCGCUUCACCAUGACAGGCAUGACCGGCACCACGCCCGCUGCGGCACUCACGGCCGUCCAGGCUCUAGGAGGCAGCAAUGCGGGUCCCCCGACAGUGAACAGUGUCAACAACGGCAACGCAGCUGGUGGAGCGGGCGCAGCAGCAGGAGGAGCAGAUUUCACGGUCCCCUAUCAGCUACAGACGGGCCUGACGAAAUAUGCGCCUAUGCAGCCUGUCCCAGGCACGAAGAUCACGGCCAAUAACUUUACGCCGCUGCACCCUACCAGUGCGUAUACAAUUGCGACGACUUGGAUGCCGAAGCCGAGUAUUGCGACGACUUUGACGGCUAGUCAGACGUUUAGUGUGAGCAGCAUGGAGAAUACGGCUGCGGCUCAGUCGAAUCCCACGGGCGAUAUGGCCAAAUUCUUGAACAGGUGGAAGGACUGA
Messenger RNA from Recurvomyces mirabilis, 792 nucleotides. Its product is annotated as Cell wall synthesis protein kre9 precursor. The record is from RefSeq and is a predicted model, not a curated record. Gene Ontology annotation, cellular component: extracellular region. The coding region runs from base 1 to 792 and encodes 263 amino acids. Lineage: Eukaryota; Fungi; Ascomycota; Dothideomycetes; Mycosphaerellales; Teratosphaeriaceae. The transcript has 2 exons. Gene Ontology annotation, biological process: cell wall biogenesis; fungal-type cell wall organization; (1->6)-beta-D-glucan biosynthetic process.